AGGAGCCAGUCUAGGGCCUAAGCGCAGACGCACUAAGCCCAAGCAGCCGGUGAUGGCGGCAGCAGCGGCGGUGGUUGCGGCGGGUCCGGGCCCAUGAGGCGACGACGGAGGCGGGACGGCUUUUACCCAGCGCCGGACUUCCGAGACAGGGAAGCUGAGGACAUGGCAGGAGUGUUUGACAUAGACCUGGACCAGCCAGAGGACGCGGGCUCUGAGGAUGAGCUGGAGGAGGGGGGUCAGUUAAAUGAAAGCAUGGACCAUGGGGGAGUUGGACCAUAUGAACUUGGCAUGGAACAUUGUGAGAAAUUUGAAAUUUCGGAAACUAGCGUGAACAGAGGGCCAGAAAAAAUCAGACCAGAAUGUUUCGAGCUACUUCGGGUACUUGGUAAAGGGGGCUAUGGAAAGGUUUUUCAAGUACGGAAAGUUACAGGAGCAAAUACUGGGAAAAUAUUUGCCAUGAAGGUGCUUAAAAAGGCAAUGAUAGUAAGAAAUGCUAAAGAUACAGCUCAUACAAAAGCAGAACGGAAUAUUCUGGAGGAAGUAAAGCAUCCCUUCAUUGUGGAUUUAAUUUAUGCCUUUCAGACCGGUGGAAAACUCUACCUCAUCCUUGAGUAUCUCAGCGGAGGAGAAUUAUUUAUGCAGUUAGAAAGAGAAGGAAUAUUUAUGGAAGACACAGCCUGCUUUUACUUGGCAGAAAUCUCCAUGGCUUUGGGGCAUUUACAUCAAAAGGGGAUCAUCUACAGAGACCUGAAGCCGGAGAAUAUCAUGCUAAAUCACCAAGGUCAUGUGAAACUAACAGACUUUGGACUAUGCAAGGAAUCUAUUCAUGAUGGAACAGUCACACACACAUUUUGUGGAACAAUAGAAUACAUGGCCCCUGAAAUCUUGAUGAGAAGUGGCCACAAUCGUGCUGUGGAUUGGUGGAGUUUGGGAGCAUUAAUGUAUGACAUGCUGACUGGAGCACCCCCGUUCACUGGGGAGAAUAGAAAGAAAACAAUUGACAAAAUCCUCAAAUGUAAACUCAAUUUGCCUCCCUACCUCACACAAGAAGCCAGAGAUCUGCUUAAAAAGCUGCUGAAAAGAAAUGCUGCUUCUCGUCUUGGAGCUGGUCCUGGGGAUGCUGGAGAAGUUCAAGCUCAUCCAUUCUUCAGGCAUAUUAAUUGGGAAGAACUGCUGGCUAGGAAGGUGGAACCCCCUUUUAAACCUCUGUUGCAAUCUGAGGAGGAUGUGAGUCAGUUUGAUUCAAAGUUUACACGUCAGACACCUGUUGACAGCCCAGAUGACUCAACUCUCAGUGAAAGUGCCAACCAGGUCUUUCUGGGUUUUACAUAUGUUGCUCCAUCUGUACUUGAAAGUGUGAAAGAAAAAUUUUCCUUUGAACCAAAAAUCCGAUCACCUCGAAGAUUUAUUGGCAGCCCGCGAACACCUGUCAGCCCAGUCAAAUUUUCUCCUGGGGAUUUCUGGGGAAGAGGUGCUUCAGCCAGCACGGCAAAUCCUCAGACACCUGUGGAAUAUCCAAUGGAAACAAGUGGAGUAGAGCAGAUGGAUGUGACGAUGAGUGGGGAAGCUUCAGCACCACUUCCCAUACGACAGCCGAACUCUGGGCCAUACAAAAAACAAGCUUUCCCCAUGAUCUCCAAACGACCAGAGCACCUACGUAUGAAUCUAUGACAGAGCAAUGAUUUUAAUGAAUUUAAGGCAAAAACAGGUGAGGAAGGGAUAUGUGAGCAUCCUGUAAAGUGAAACAAGAAAGCUCAAAAUGACAGUCUUGAAGAGUCAGUGUCAUUACAUUGAACACUUUGGACAGAGGAAAAAUAAACAUGGAUUUUAAAAAAAUCAAUCAAUGGUGCAAAAAAAAAAAAAAAAAACUUAAGCAUAAUAGUAUUGUGGAACUCUUAGGCACAUCAAUUGAUUCCUAGCGACAUCUUCUCAACCUUAUCAAGGAUUUUCAUGUUGAUGGCUCAAAACUGACAGUAUUAAGGGUAGGAUGUUGCUUCUGAAUCACUGUUGAGUUCUGAUUGUGUCGAAGAAGGGUUAUCCUUUCAUUAGGCAAAGUAUGAAAUUGCCUGUAAUACUUGCAACUAAGGACAAAUUAGCAUGCAAGCUUGUUCAAACUUUUCCAGCAACAUGGAAUCAAAGACAAAAGAAACUUAACAGUUGAUGUUUUACGUGCAAACAACCUGAAUCUUUUUUUUAUAUAAAUAUAUAUUUUUCAAAUAGAUUUUUGAUUCAGCUCAUUAUGGAAAACAUCCCAACUUUAAAAUGCAAAAUUAUUGGUUGGUGUGAAGAAAGCCAGACAACUUCUGUUUCUUCUCUUGGUGAAACAAUAAAAAUGCAAAUGAAUCAUUGUUAACCACAGCUGUGGCUCGUUUGAGGGAUUGGGGUGGACAUGGGGUUUAUUUUCAGUAACCCAGCUGCAAUACCUGUCUGUAAUACUAGGAAAAAAAAAAAUCUAUUUAAUCAUUUCUACUUGCAGUACUGCUAUGUGCUAAGCUUAACUGGAAGCUUUGGAAUGGGCAUAACUUGUAUGUCCUACAUUGCAUCCUUGUCCUGGGCCUGCAUUGCACUGGAAAAAUAUCGCCCCCUGUUCUUAUACCAGUAUUUGGUUCAAGACGCCAAAUAUUUUCAGCCUAUGGCUGAAGAAGGAUGGAAAAGAGGAUAAAAUACAUACUGAGGGCAGUAAAGUGAGGGAGAGAGGGAGAUCCAGGGGAAGAGGGUGUUAUCAUGUUCCACUCUCUAUGUCUAAUCUCUUUACAGCAAAUUGUUAAGAUUUUAAGUUUUACUUUUAACUGUUUUUGCUGUCUACCUUCCUUACAUUUUUUUCCUCAGCAGUUUCAAAAGGAAAAAGAGUUUCUUCUAUACUGGGGCUACAUUUUUUGAUUGUAAAAACAUUUGAUGGCCUUUUGAUGAAUGUCUUCCACAGUGAAUAAGAAAACUUAGUGGUUUAAUUUAGGAAACAUGUGAACAAGACAUUAUGUUUUUGAAAUUGUAACAAAAUCUACAUAAGUGGUAUACAGGUACAAAGAAUAAAAAUAAAGGUAACUUUACCUUUCUUAAAUACUUCCUGCCUUAAAGAGCGCAUUUCCAUGACUUUAGCUGGUGAAAGGGUUUAAUGUCUGCAGAGCUUUAUAAAAAUACAUUUCAGUGCAUACUGGUAUAAUAGAUGAUCAUGCAGUUGAGUCUUAUCACCUCCUUUUGUUAUAAUGUCUUCUGAGUGUGCAAAGUCAAUUUGUAAUAUUUUGCAACCCUACAAUUUUUUUAAAUAGUUGCUGCUUGCUAUGUUCUUCAAACCUUUUUGAGCCAUAGGAUCCAAGCCAUAAGAUUCUUUAUGCAUGUUGAAUUCAGUCAGAAAAGAGGAAAGCUUUGCUUAUUUAAAUGGCAAUUCAAGUGAGAUGAGAUGAAAUCCUAUGACACUGAGCAAAAUAGAACCAUGAAAAGUGAUUGGAAAUAUACCUUUUCAAUUUUGGCAAUAAAUGAAGAAAUUGGUAACAGUUCAUCUUUGGACAGAAAGCCUUUUAUUUUUUUAUUUAUUUUUUUAUUUUAUCACUCCCUCUAGACCCCCUCCUCCCUUAUUGCAGCAGCCUACUGAGAACUUUGUAAUUGUAGCUAGUAAAUUAGAAGCUACAAUAAAUGAUAAGGGCAGAAAUUGUACUUAACGUGCAGAGCUUUGUUCUAUGACAGUUGAUGUCUGAAAAACUAGAACCCAAAAACUAUGGUGAUAAGUAUAGACUUUCUUUCAGAUUGUAAAUGACUUGUGCUACUCUGAUACUUGUUUUCAAAUGUGUUUACUAACUGUAGUGUUGACUGCCUAACCAAAUUCCAGCAAAAUUUUUACCCUAAAAUAUUCCUCCUCAGUCCUAUUUGCUAGUAACAUUUGCACUGUGAUUGGCUGGCUAUAUAACCACCCCAUAGUUAAACUAUUUUCAUAAUUAGCACUGCCAGCAGUAGUGGCACACACCGCAAAUUUUCUGCAUAAAAUGCAUUAAUUACAUAUUUACCAUCCAUACAAAUAGCUUUCAGACUUAAUAUUGAGUGAAAUUAAUUUCCUGUGCUGAGGCAAGUUCACUGAAAAAUUGUUUUAUAAAUGGAUAUCCCUACUCUGACUGUGAAACAUGUCAAGUGCCACUUUUAGCGUCACAGACAGAAAGCACACACCUAUGCAAUAUGGCUUACCCUAUAUUUAUUUGUAAAAAUCCAAGCAUAGUUCAAAAUGUAUGAUGUCAAUAUUACUAGUCUUAAGUUUCUAAGAGGAUUCUUUAUGAUUAUUCCAGGUAAGUGUAUAAAAGAGAUUAAGUGCUUUCCUUUCAUCACUCGAUUAUUUUCUUUAAAACCAGCUAUUACAGGAUAUUUUUUUACUUUAUACAUGUUGUUUUUUAAUUAAAAUCACUGAGAACUGAACUCUACUAAUUUUGAUUUUAUAAGGUUUGUAGCAUUACAGAAUAAACUGGGAUUUAUAAACCAGCUGUGAUUAACAAUGUAAAGAAUUAUUGAACUUGAACCAGAUAUUUUGGAAAAUUAUAUUAUUUCUUUUUCCCCUUUAUGGUCUCACGUAAUUUGAAUCCUUCAAGGAGACUUUUUUCCAUACUAUUUUUUGAGAUAGAAGAUAAUUGGGGGGUGGGAGGUAAGAAUGCAUGUAUGAUACUCCAUAAAUUCAACAUUCUUUAAUAAAUGAUUAUAAGCAAUACGCAUCUUCGAUAGUAUCAAUAUACUGAACCUUCAAUUUUAUUUUAGUUUAAAGAAAGAUUUUUUUUUUUAAUGUUUAUUUUUGAGGGAGAGAGAGAGAGUGCGAGUGGGGCAGGGGCAGAGAGAGAGGGAGACACAGAAUCUGAAGCAGGCUCCGGGCUCUGAGCUAUCAGCACAGAGCCUGAUGCAGGGCUCGAACUCACAAACUGUGAGAUCAUGACCUGAGCUGAAGUCGGAUGCUUAACCAACUGGGCCACCCAGGCGCCCUGAGCCUUCGAUUUUAUAUUUAAUGUAGGACCUAUUUUGGUUAGUCAUGUGGUUCCUAGUCUACAAGGGUUAGAUCUAAGAAUAUUCCCAUGAGAAAUGUUGAAUUUAUGAAGAAUGGAUUUUGAGGCUUUGAAAAUGGUUAAUUUCUCAAAAACAUCAGUAUCCAAACAUCUACCCUUUUUCAUAGGAGUAGACACUAGCAAGCUGGACAAAAUAAUCAUAAAAGUAUUUGUCACACCAUGACCUGUGGUCUGUUACUGAUUGAUAUAAAACUUUUGUGUGUGAUUCUUAAUUUAUCACUACAGCACAAAUGUUAUCUCAGUGGAUUAUUUGAAGUAACAUCUGAAAAAUGGGUUCAUCUGUGUUCUUUAAUUAUUUUAUUCCUGUCCCAAGUUGGCUUUGCAUCUAUCAGAGUAAAUAUUAAGCUGCCUUAUUAGGAGUGCUAUGAGGGUAACACAUUUUUCUGCUUUUCAUCUUGUAUUUAGUUUACUGUAUUAAGUAUUUGAUUUCGGAUUGAAUGAAUGUAAAUAGAAAUUAAAUGCAAAUUUGAAUGAACAUAAAAUAGAAGUGAUUUUUUUUUUUUUAAAUCCACAGAUAGGAAGAAAUAACUAUCAGGUGCACAAAUGGUUUCAAUAAUUAUUUUCAUUAAUAUACCAGAUAUGUUCAGGUUCUCAUAUUUAGUAACUACUUAUAUAUAUGAGGACUAACAGUUGUAAAAACUUUCUGCUGAGAAAUUGAAGCUACUUAAAUAUAUAACAAGUUUUAGUACUAAUAUAUAUUAGAUGUUACACACUUGUAAUUUCCAAGUUCUGUCCAAUAGUUGAAUUGGUUACUUAAAAAAAAGCUCAUGUGAAAAAUUAUGUGAAACUAGUUUCAUUACAGAUACACUAGGAAGACUUUCUUGUCCUAACAAGUUUGUUCAGCCACACUUGUCAACAACAUUUGAUCAUUGGGUGUGUAUGUGCUACAUAAUGUCAUGCCCCAAAUCUGUUUUUAACUAAUGUCUCAACAUAUCUGGUGUAAGAUGGGUGUUUUGUAUAAGCCACUUAUUUGAGGCAAUUCUAUCACACUUGGAUGAUUUCUUUAUAGAAGUUCUCAAACUGACUUUUUUAUU
Panthera uncia (snow leopard) is the source of this 6064-nucleotide messenger RNA. RefSeq names its product ribosomal protein S6 kinase B1 (gene RPS6KB1). Gene Ontology annotation, molecular function: protein serine/threonine kinase activity; ATP binding. Bases 94 to 1671 code for a protein of 525 amino acids. NCBI's taxonomy places the organism in Eukaryota, Metazoa, Chordata, Mammalia, Carnivora, Felidae. Gene Ontology annotation, biological process: protein phosphorylation; cellular response to insulin stimulus; signal transduction. The record is from RefSeq and is a predicted model, not a curated record. The transcript has 15 exons.